Messenger RNA from Arachis duranensis, 1241 nucleotides. RefSeq lists its product as uncharacterized. NCBI's taxonomy places the organism in Eukaryota, Viridiplantae, Streptophyta, Magnoliopsida, Fabales, Fabaceae. Gene Ontology annotation, molecular function: RNA binding. The coding region runs from base 244 to 1041 and encodes 265 amino acids. Gene Ontology annotation, cellular component: ribonucleoprotein complex. The record is from RefSeq and is a predicted model, not a curated record. The transcript has 2 exons.
CGAACACGCCAACCCAAUAAAAAAAACUCUCCGGGGAAGGGUGCGCAGUGUUCCACCACGAAGAAGCUCGUUAACGUUAUUGUAACCCUAACUAGGGUUUCUUUUUUCUUUAUCGCGUUCCAUUUUCUUUUUUGAUUCUUCAUUGGAUUUGGGGAUUUUCGUCCAAUCGCAGCACUGGAUCCGUAUCGUUUUCCUCCGUCAACCGACCCCCCCUUUGCUCGAUCGUUCGGCGAUCUCGGUAACAUGUACGGUCCGAGAGGGGCAAUGUUGGGAAGCGGGGGGGUUUCGGACGGGUACGAGGUUGGCUCAAAGAGACAAAGAAUGAUGGAAUCCAAUCCAUACUUCGCAGUGAGCAGCGGAACAGGCAGCUUUCAACCCUAUGGAUACGGUGGUGGCUUCCAGCCCCCUCCUCCAUUUCCUGUGGUUCGUCUCAGGGGACUUCCAUUCAACUGCACUGACAUUGACAUCCUGAAGUUCUUUGCUGGACUGACCAUUGUGGAUGUGUUGCUUGUCAACAAGAGUGGACGAUUCUCAGGAGAGGCCUUUGUAGUCUUUGCAGGAGCAAUGCAGGUUGAAUUUGCUCUACAGAGAGACCGGCAGAACAUGGGUCGCAGAUAUGUGGAAGUCUUCAGGUGCAAGAAGCAAGAUUACUACAAUGCUGUUGCAUCUGAGGUCAAUUAUGAAGGAAUAUACGAUAAUGACUACCAUGGAAGCCCUCCUCCAUCUCGGACCAAAAGGUUCAGCGAUAAAGAUCAGAUGGAAUACACUGAGAUAUUGAAGAUGCGUGGACUUCCAUUUUCAGCUACUAAAGCUCAAAUUAUUGAUUUUUUUAAAGAUUUCAAGCUGAUAGAAGAUAGGGUACACAUUGCUUGUCGCCCAGAUGGAAAAGCUACUGGAGAGGCUUAUGUGGAGUUUGUUUCCCCCGACGAGGCCAAGAGAGCAAUGUGCAAGGAUAAAAUGACAAUUGGAUCAAGGUACGUGGAGUUGUUUCCUUCGACAACAGAUGAAGCUAGGCGGGCAGAAUCAAGAUCAAGGCAGUAACAGAUAUACACUUCCGCUAGGGACUGUGUAUCUUACUUUAGGUCCUGAAACAUUGUUAUAUUUUCUGGUACUAUUACUACACUGUUUAGCUUUAGAUUAUGGUGCUUAUGGUAUUAGUUCAACUUGCUAGCUAUAUUUCAAUGUCUCUGAAUUGCAUGCAUUAAUUUAUGAUUAAUAGAUAAGAUCCAUAACAGUGGUCA